UACUCCGAGACCGAUGCCGACCCCCAUAAUGCUAACCGCGGGUUCUUUUACGCCCACAUGGGCUGGUUGUUUGUCGAACCCCAUCCCGAGGCGUGUAUGACAUGUAAACUCCACAAUCAAUACACCAAAAAUGUGGAUUUAAGCGAUUUAUUAGAGGACCCUAUAGUUUACUACCAGAAAAAGUUUUACUUACCUCUGGUGAUUAUCAUAUGGUUUGUCAUACCGGUGCUAUUACCAUGCUACUGGUGGCACGAGACAUUCAGCAAUUCACUAGCCAUUAGCAUCACCAGAUACCAUGCUUCAUUGUGCAUUCAUGUCGCUCAUCUCUGGGGCAUUCGUCCAUAUGAUAAGAACAUUAAUCCAGCUGAAAGUCAAUCGGUAACCUGGCUCACCAUUGGAGAAGGUUAUCACAAUUAUCAUCACGUGUUUCCAUAUGAUUACUCGACGGGAGAGUAUGGUUGGGAGGACAAUUUCAACAUAACCACCCUACUCAUCGACUAUUGUGCCCGUUAUGGACUGGCCUACGACCUCAAAAAGCCCACUCCACUGACCAUUGAACAGACGCGUACCAACCGAGGCCUACCCGAUGUGGUCAAUAAGCCUAAUAUACCGGCCGUCGACUACCUGACCGGCAUAGGCGUGCAAACGUGGCUCAUAUGGGUGCCCAUCACCUGUAGAUUCAUUAGAGUGUUAAUCGGUUUUUAGAUGUUUUUUCAAUUCAUAUAAUUGUUUAUUUCAAAACAUUUUUAUUUAUUGAAUUGUGUUUUACGUUUUGAUUGGCU
Molecule: messenger RNA, 782 nt
Organism: Oppiella nova
Lineage: Eukaryota; Metazoa; Arthropoda; Arachnida; Sarcoptiformes; Oppiidae
Source: the annotation of a GenBank genome assembly